AUGGGCUGGGAAGUCCUGCCUCAUCCGCCAUACAGCCCAGACUUGGCGCCUUCCGACUACCAUCUGUUCCGAUCAAUGCACCACUCCUUGGCCGAGAAAAAGUUCAAGAACCGCGACGAGGUCCAAAUUUGGGUGUCCAACUUCUUCGAGUCGCAGCCGGUCGAGUUCUUCAAGAAGGGCAUCCAUUCUCUGCGUGAACGUUGGCGACAAGUCAUUGAUGCAGAUGGCGAAUACCUUUUGGAU
This is a messenger RNA of Mesorhabditis belari, 243 nucleotides long. The record is from the annotation of a GenBank genome assembly. Lineage: Eukaryota; Metazoa; Nematoda; Chromadorea; Rhabditida; Rhabditidae.